AUGUCUUCCUCUUCUGCCCUGUCUGAGUCACAAUGGCUCGCCCAACUACAGGCCAUGAAAGAUGCAAUAGAUAGUCUAAAGGUGCCAAAUGAUGCCGAUAUGUACGGCGCUGAUUUAAACCUAAGUGAUGAGGACUUUUCUUCCCUGCCUGCAUCUACAGACGACAUUUGGGAUAUGAUUAGCGACGAUGAAGAUACUGCCGACGACUUUGACGACAUUAAUGGUGUCCCUUUACCGGAAGAACCAGUAAUCUCAUCGGAUGGCUCCUAUGACCAGAUCUGGCUUGGAAGGAAGUGUCAGUCGAUCGCACAGCGAAUGCAAGGAUUAGAUGCCCUGGAAUUACAGCAGCAGUUGAACGCCAUCCUCUCAACUGACAGUUCGGACGAGGAGCUACAAAUGACCCUCGCUGAAAUUAUUGGCUUUGAUGAUCUGGAUCUUGUUAUUGACCUUAUUGCUCAUCGGAAAGAGCUUUUAUCGUCUCCUUCACAGCCGAACGACCCAAUUCUGUCAAAACUACAAACAAAAGCCCAGAGAGAGGAGGCCCUUCGACAGCAAGAUUAUGAACACAAGCAUGCCAAGCUUGCUUUGAAGCAAGAUCGAGAAGGUCCUCGUUACCCGCACGUUUACAAAACCUACGACGCGGGGAAUACGCUUUCUAUCAAUGGUAGAAAAUACGGUCUUCCCGUCGGUAGCGCUCACAGGGAAGAGCCGCGCUAUACUGAAUACGCUAUUCCUGCCGCCAAAGUUGGGACUUUGGGUGUUGGGCAGAAAUUGGUUUCGAUUUCCGAAAUGGACGGUUUGUGCAGAGGCACGUUCAAAGGCUACAAAACUUUGAAUCGCAUGCAGAGCCUGCUUUAUGAUGUUGCAUACAAAACGAACGAGAAUAUGCUCAUUUGUGCUCCCACUGGUGCCGGUAAAACCGAUGCCGCUAUGCUUACGAUUUUAAAUACGGUUGCGAGAUAUACUCUUCCCAGCCCACUAGAAGAACCGGAUGCCUCUGAAUUUCUCGUUCAAACGGAUGAGUUCAAGAUUGUCUACGUCGCCCCAAUGAAGGCUUUGGCGGCAGAAGUGACAGAAAAACUAGGGAAACGCCUAGCGUGGCUAGGAAUUGAGGUCCGAGAAUUGACCGGUGAUAUGCAGUUGACAAAGCAAGAAAUCGUACAGACUCAAAUAAUCGUUACGACCCCUGAGAAGUGGGACGUCGUGACCCGUAAGAGCACUGGUGAUACGGAACUGGUGCAAAAGGUGCGCCUGUUGAUCAUUGACGAAGUGCACAUGCUCCACGACGAGAGAGGGGCUGUUAUUGAGUCGUUAGUUGCUCGAACUCAGCGCCAGGUCGAGAGCACACAGUCCCUGAUUCGUAUCAUCGGGCUCUCAGCAACCCUUCCCAACUACCUGGAUGUUGCAGACUUUCUCAAAGUCAAUCGGAUGGCCGGGCUAUUUUAUUUUGAUGCUUCUUUCCGUCCGGUUCCAUUGGAGCAACAUUUUGUCGGCGUUAAAGGAGAUCCAGGAUCGAAGAAAUCUCGGGAAAAUCUGGAUUUGGUCACGUUCGAAAAGGUUCGCGAUAUGCUUGAACAGGGUCAUCAAGUCAUGGUCUUUGUUCACUCACGAAAAGAUACGGUGAAUACAGCGAGACUUAUAGCGCAAAUGGCGGCGGAUGAGCAGUGCUCAGACUUGCUUAGCCCGGUAGAUCAUGAAAACUACUCUCAAGCAUUACGAGAACUCAAAACAAGUCGUGGUCGGGAAAUCCGUGAUUUGGUCCCAAAAGGUCUGGGAACCCAUCAUGCUGGGAUGCCCAGGUCUGAUCGAAACCUCAUGGAACGGCUUUUUGCCGAGGGUGUUAUAAAGGUUCUUUGUUGUACGGCUACACUGGCUUGGGGUGUCAAUCUCCCGGCGGCUGCGGUAGUGAUCAAAGGAACCCAGUUAUACAACCCACAGGAGGGUAAAUUCAUCGACCUAGGAAUUCUCGAUGUUCUCCAGAUUUUCGGAAGAGCUGGGCGGCCUCAAUUUCAGGAUACGGGGAUCGGCUUUAUCUGUACCACCCACAACAAGCUACAGCACUAUAUUUCCGCAAUUACUUCUCAGGAGCCUAUUGAAUCAAGAUUCUCUCGCAAGCUCGUUGACAAUCUCAACGCCGAGAUCUCUUUAGGAACGGUGACCUCGGUCACAGAAGGGGUCCAGUGGCUUGGCUAUUCGUACCUCUUCGUCCGAAUGAGGCGGAACCCUCAUUCAUACGGAAUUGACUGGUCUGAAAUUCGUGAUGACCCCCAUCUCGUCCAACGCCGUCGGGAUCUAAUCAUCAAAGCCGCCCGUGUUCUUCAGCAGAGUCAAAUGAUUAUAUUCAAUGAGGGUACUGAGGAGCUCCGUUCUAAGGACGUGGGGCGAAUUGCUAGUCAAUACUACAUUUUGCAGACAAGCGUGGAGAUUUUCAACACGAUAAUGAACCCUAACGCGAGCGAUGCAGACGUGAUGAAGAUGAUUAGCAUGAGCGGCGAGUUUGACAAUAUUCAGUCACGGGAGAAUGAGUUCAAGGAGCUCGAUAGGCUUCGAUUAGAGGGAUUACGAACUGAGGUGGAAGGCACAAAUGAUAGUCCCCACGCGAAGACCAAUAUUCUACUCCAAUCAUACAUAUCUCGGGCUCGCGUGGAGGACUUUGCGUUGGUAUCCGAUACGGGCAAAUUUUGGCCCUUUCAACAUCCUUUUUAUCAGUUUGAUUUGCCACGUCCCAUCUUGAAGAAUUUGGAUGAGAGGUUCCCUGCCUCUUCGGUCGAGUCUAUGCGGGAUAUGGAACCGGCAGAGCUCGGCCAACUCGUCCAUAACAAACCGGGAUGGGAAAUGUGCUUUCGAAACUGUUGGACAAUUUUCCAACCCGUAAGUAUCGAAGCUGAAAUUGCUCCUUUGAAUCGGGACGUUCUUCGCAUUCGCCUUUAUCUAUACCCUGAUUUCGUUUGGAAUGUACGGCAUCACGGCACCUCAGAGCCGUUCUGGGUAUGGGUUGAAAACUCGGAGACAUCUGAGAUUUAUCACCAUGAAUACUUCAUCCUAAACAAGAAAAAGCUCCACGACCACCAUGAACUGAAUUUUACAAUUCCUCUCUCUGAUCCUCUUCCGAGCCAGAUUUAUGUAAGGGCAAUAUCUGAUCGAUGGCUGGGGGCCGAAACCGUGACUCCAGUAUCUUUUCAACACCUCAUUCGACCAGACACUGUGAGUGUGUAUACUGACUUGCUUGACCUUCAACCGUUGCCUAUUUCUGCAUUGAAAAAUCCAUCCCUCGAGGAGAUAUAUGGACAAAGGUUUCAAUUUUUUAACCCCAUGCAAACCCAAAUUUUCCAUACCCUUUAUCAUACAUCAGCAAAUGUCUUAUUAGGAUCACCGACUGGGAGCGGUAAAACUGUUGCCGCAGAGCUUGCUAUGUGGUGGGCUUUCCGUGAGAAACCUGGAUCGAAGAUCGUCUACAUUGCGCCCAUGAAAGCGUUGGUCCGAGAACGUGUACAGGACUGGCGCCGCAGAUUAGCUAUUCCACUCGGACUUAAACUAGUCGAAUUGACUGGUGAUAACACGCCAGAUACAAGGACGAUCCGCAAUGCAGACAUGAUCAUUACCACGCCUGAAAAAUGGGACGGUAUUUCUCGAAGUUGGCAAACAAGAGGAUACGUGCGGCAGGUUAGCUUGGUUAUUAUCGAUGAAAUCCAUUUGUUGGGCGGUGACCGUGGCCCCAUUCUGGAAAUCAUUGUUUCUCGAAUGAACUAUAUAGCAUCGCAAAACAAGGGCUCUGUGCGCUUGCUCGGCAUGUCCACCGCAUGCGCUAAUGCUACUGAUCUCGGAGACUGGCUCGGUGUAAAACAGGGCCUUUACAAUUUCCGGCACUCCGUUAGACCCGUUCCACUGGAGAUAUAUAUCGACGGGUUCCCGGAGCAGCGAGGCUUCUGUCCGCUAAUGCAGUCGAUGAACCGCCCAACUUUCCUUGCUAUCAAGAAUCAUUCCCCAGACAAACCUGUUAUCGUUUUCGUGGCUUCUCGGCGGCAAACUCGUCUGACUGCAAAGGACUUGAUAAAUUUCUGUGGCAUGGAAGAUGAUCCGCGACGGUUUGUCCAUAUGUCGGAGGAUGAUUUGCAGGCCAAUCUCGCUCGGGUUAAAGAUGACGCUUUGAGGGAGGCAUUAAGCUUCGGAAUCGGGCUUCAUCAUGCUGGAUUGGUCGAAUCAGAUCGACAGCUCUCAGAAGAGCUUUUCGCCAACAAUAAGAUUCAGAUCCUUAUCGCUACUAGCACCCUUGCUUGGGGUGUGAACCUACCAGCACAUCUUGUCGUGGUGAAAGGAACGCAGUUCUUUGAUGCAAAGAUAGAGGCGUACAGAGACAUGGACUUGACGGAUGUAUUGCAGAUGCUUGGUCGUGCCGGUCGUCCGCAGUUCGACUCUUCGGGUAUUGCACGCAUCUUUACCCAAGACGCAAAGAAAGCGUUCUACAAGCAUUUCCUGCACACUGGAUUCCCGGUAGAAUCUACUUUGCACAAGGUGCUCGAUGACCAUUUAGGCGCAGAAGUGUCGGCUGGCACAAUCACAACCAAGCAAGAUGCACUCGACUAUUUGACAUGGACAUUUUUCUUUCGACGCUUGCACAAGAAUCCGUCAUAUUAUGGCCUUGAGAUCUCCGCUGAGGAGCACAAUUCCAUUGCUGCCCAGGAGAUGGCGGCGACCUUUAUGAUCGAGCUGGUCGAUAAGUCUCUGGGUGAACUUGCAAACUCGUCUUGUAUCUCGUUUGACGAAGCCACUGGGAUACGUCGAUCCGACUCCCUAUGGAAAGAUCAUGAGUUACUACUACAUCUUCCCACAAAACAAUUCGGUUCUGGAUGUCGCACGCGAAACCGGAUCCUACAUUCGCGGACAUUCUUGGUUGCAUUCCUCUUGCUGCAAGCGUUUAUGUCUCGCAUUGACCUUCCCAUCUCUGAUUACGUUGGAGACCAGACUUCGGUACUCGACCAAGGGAUUCGUGUUAUUCAAGCCUGCAUUGACGUUCUCGCUGAAUUAGGCUAUGCCAAGGCCUGUUGGAUGAUGAUGACGCUGCUGCAGAGCAUCAAGGCCGCCAGGUGGCCAGGCGAUCAUCCGUUAUCGAUUUUACCAGGCGUAAUUCCGGAAUUUGAACAGGAUAAACGCAUAGACUCUACGAAAAUCCCUAAAACACUUCAAGAACUAGUUUCGCUACCGCCGUCGGAGAUCAAAAAUGUUGCACAAGCGUUACACCUAGAUCAAUCGACAACGACCCAAUUUACGAAAACAGUCUCUCUUUUACCUAAUCUCAAGGUAUCUGUUACCGAAUUUACCGACAAAGGUCUGGUCGUCCAGCUGGCACGUCAAUCUCCAAGACCAAGUUCGCAGCGACCAUCUCGCCAGCAGGACACGGAAGGAAUUCGCAUCUAUGCGCCCAAGUUCCCAAAGCCACAAACAGAAGGCUGGUUUAUCAUCGUUACCGGCGAUGCGACUUCUGGGAAUGAAGGCGAGCUGCUAGCUUUGAAGCGCGUUUCAUGGUCUAGUAAUGGUAUAAAUAGACCGGGUACCGGGAAGCAGAACCUGACCGCACGGGCAAAGUUAAAUUUCUUCUCUGGGGAGCAAGGGACAAGGGGAAUGAAUGAUUUGAAGGGUAAAAUCAAGGUGAAGGCUGUGAGCGAUGCGUAUCCAGGAAUGGAAUGGGAAAUUCGUUGUUGA
Molecule: messenger RNA, 5700 nt
Organism: Uncinocarpus reesii 1704
Lineage: Eukaryota; Fungi; Ascomycota; Eurotiomycetes; Onygenales; Onygenaceae
Product: putative translation-regulating helicase
Exons: 3
Coding region: 1-5700 (1899 amino acids)
Molecular function (GO): ATP binding; ATP hydrolysis activity; nucleic acid binding
Source: RefSeq, a predicted model, not a curated record